Rhodamnia argentea is the source of this 653-nucleotide messenger RNA. Its product is annotated as putative phytosulfokines 6. Gene Ontology annotation, biological process: cell population proliferation. The record is from RefSeq and is a predicted model, not a curated record. Gene Ontology annotation, cellular component: extracellular region. Gene Ontology annotation, molecular function: growth factor activity. The coding region runs from base 156 to 449 and encodes 97 amino acids. Lineage: Eukaryota; Viridiplantae; Streptophyta; Magnoliopsida; Myrtales; Myrtaceae. The transcript is spliced from 3 exons.
CAGGGAGUUCCAGUGGCACUUGUUUCUUGCUUGUCUUCAAGCGCAUCAAUGUGCUCCUAGUCCUUCCAAAUCCCCAACCACCCCUUCCCUCAAAAACCCUCCAAAAACUCAUCUUCUCCACCAUCCGAUUCUGUGAUACAAGCUCAAAACGAAAGAUGAAGUUUGGCUUAUGCUCUCCUGCUCUUUCAAUCUUCCUCCUCUUCCUUCUCCUAUCAUCAAGUCCAGCUGCAAAACACGCAGCAAAUGAACCAGGGCUUGAAGAGAGAGGGAUGAAGAAGAUCGCCAGCACGGGAGGUUCCAUGCUAGAGAAGACGGAAGGAACUGAUGAUUUGAUCCGUGACCUGAUGGGGGAGGAGACAUGCGAGGAUGGCGACGAAGAAUGCUUAAAAAGAAGGUUCAUGUCAGAGGCGCACCUGGACUACAUCUACACCCAGCAACACAAGCACUGAUUAAGGAUUUUGUCUCUUUGUUCUAUUGCAGAUUAGCUAGAAUUUGCUGCAGUUACUUCAUGAUCAUGCAGAUCAUGGGAUAUUGGUGGGGUGGGGUGGGGCUGGAGACCUGCCUGUACUUGUCUGUAGUUAGGGUGUAUUAACUGAGUUAAUGGCCUAACCCGUGUUAUUAAUGGGAAGGAUGGGACUCUGUUUCGUAUUAAA